AUGACUCCUUCUUGCUCUCCUUCCAAUAUGUCGUUAUCUGACGAUGAUCCAUUGGGACCCCCCAAGAACACCCAAAAUCUUGACUUAUCCAAGCUAUCGCCCCAGGAAUUGAGAAUUUACAAAAUGUAUGGAAAACUUCCCACCACUCAGCAGAUCUUGUCGUCCAAGUUUCAAGACAAAAAGUACUUCGAUAGUGGCGACUACGCCAUGCAGAAACAAUUGGGCAGUUCGAACCGUGCAGCAGGAGGAAACAUACCCAUGAAGCACCCCAAUGCAGAGAAGGUGAAGGAAAUAUAUAAUCGAAACUCCAUCAGUGGCAGCAAUGCUGGUAUAUUGUACAACGGAAAACUGAAUUUGUUGAACGAGUCGACCCCGGAGACGAUUGAAGAGGAGAAGAAGUAG
This is a messenger RNA of Meyerozyma guilliermondii ATCC 6260, 402 nucleotides long. RefSeq names its product phosphatase regulator. Gene Ontology annotation, molecular function: protein phosphatase inhibitor activity. Gene Ontology annotation, cellular component: cytoplasm. The transcript has a single exon. Bases 1 to 402 code for a protein of 133 amino acids. The record is from RefSeq and is a predicted model, not a curated record. Lineage: Eukaryota; Fungi; Ascomycota; Pichiomycetes; Serinales; Debaryomycetaceae.